Molecule: messenger RNA, 4372 nt
Organism: Diorhabda sublineata
Lineage: Eukaryota; Metazoa; Arthropoda; Insecta; Coleoptera; Chrysomelidae
Product: mitochondrial-processing peptidase subunit alpha
Exons: 1
Coding region: 157-1785 (542 amino acids)
Cellular component (GO): mitochondrion
Molecular function (GO): metalloendopeptidase activity; metal ion binding
Source: RefSeq, a predicted model, not a curated record
AAAUUUGAUAGUUGUUCUGUCAAUGAUUUAUAAAAUAUAUAAGAAGUGUAAUCGGUUUGAAAUAAUUACUAAAUUAAAUAAUUUUGAAUGAAUUUCUAAUGCAUUUUUAAAUUAAUGCAGUAAUAUCGAGAUAUUUGAAUUUUUCUAAUUGAAACAAUGGCAUUGCAAACAGGUUAUAAACUAAGCAGAGCAUUAUUCCAAAAGAACCAAUUAUGGAAUUCUCAAAAAAAUAUAGAAAAUUGUUUGAUCAAACAAUAUACUUCUACGGAAUGGAAAAAUUUAAGUGAAAGACCAAAAAUCAAAGUAACUGAUAUGCCGCCUAUGGAUGAACCUGUUAAAGGAUUACCUAGACCGGUCUACGCUAAUUUUAAGGAAGAAGAUCAGAAGACGAAAGUAACUAUAUUAUCCAACGGUUUAACUGUAGCUUCUGAAAAUAGAUUCGGCGCUUUUUGUACUGUAGGAGUUGUUAUAGAUUCAGGAUCUCGAUACGAAGUGGCAUAUCCUAGCGGUAUAUCACAUUUUCUUGAAAAAUUAGCUUUCAAUUCGACAAAAUUUUACCCCGACAAGGAUGAUAUGAUAAAUAGAUUGGAACAGCACGGAGGCAUAUGCGACAGUCAAGCUUCAAGAGAUACAUUCAUUUAUGCGGCAUCAGCUUAUACAUCAGGUUUAAAUGAUGUUAUUCAACUGCUAGCUGAAGCUACUUUAAGACCAAACAUAACAAACGAAGAAUUAUUGAACGCCAAACAAGCCAUAAACUUCGAAUUGGAAACAUUAAAUAUGAGACCUGAACAAGAAACUAUAUUAAUGGACAUGAUACACGCAGCAGCAUAUAGUGACAAUACUUUAGGACUUCCGAAACUUUGUCCUCAAGAGAACGUUAACAAGAUUAGUAGAAAUAUGCUACUAACAUAUCUCAAAAACCAUUACACUCCUAAGAGAAUGGUUGUGGCAGGUGUGGGUGUCGAACACCCAAAAUUAGUUGAUGCUGUCCAAAAAUAUUUCGUAGAUAUCAAACCGGUUUGGGCGGAAAUACAGAAUUCAGAAACAAUUAAAGAUGUUAAUGUGGAUAAUAGUGUGUCUCAAUAUACGGGUGGUUUGGUACAUGAAGAAUGUGAAAUACCGCAGUUCGCUAGUGCAGGUCUCCCGGUACUUUCUCACGUGGUGAUUGGCUUAGAAAGCUGUUCUCAUCAAGAUAAGGACUUUAUAGCUACUUGUGUACUUAAUAUUAUGAUGGGGGGCGGAGGAUCUUUCAGUGCGGGUGGACCGGGGAAAGGAAUGUAUACUAGAUUAUAUACAAAUGUUUUAAAUAGAUACCACUGGAUGUACAGUGCUACCGCUUGUAACCACGCGUAUUCUGAUAGUGGUCUGUUUUGUAUACACGCCAGUGCACCACCUACUCACCUUAGAGAUAUGGUGGAAGUAGUAGUUAAAGAAUUAGUGGGCAUGCCAAAGAAUAUAACCGACGAAGAACUGAGGAGGGCCAAAACUCAAUUACAGUCCAUGUUACUGAUGAAUUUGGAAUCGAGACCUGUUAUGUUUGAAGAUAUCGGACGACAAGUUCUGGCGUCGGGACAAAGAAGGAGGCCGAGAUAUUUUAUAAACGAAAUUGAAAAGAUUUCUAAGGAUGACAUAGUGAGAGUUGCGAGAAGAUUACUCAGUUCUCAACCUGCCGUCGCCGCGAGAGGUGAUCUCAGAAAAAUGCCAUCUUUAGAAUAUAUACAAGCCGGACUUAUAGAUUCUGAAGGUAGGAUGCCCAGUGGUCGUAAAUUAUUACUAUUUAGGUAGAUGAAAUAAAAAUAUAAAAAUUAUUUGUAAAUUAUGUAAUUAAAUUUUUUUAAGUAAAUGUUUCUUUUAAAUGUUUUUCCCAGUAAACUCAUAAAUUAUCGCCAAAUAUCUACACGUUUUUAUAUUAUAAAUAGUUUGACAUUUGACACUCUCUUUAAUAGGUACGUUUCUUUAUUGAAUUCCGUAGCGAUUGAAAAGACCAAAGUGUCACUGAUUUCUACCCAUAGUGUAAACUACAAUUUUUCUUUUACACUAGCGAAGAUCUAUUAUUACUCACCUAAAUUAUACGUUUAAAAUGGAUAAUACGAAAACGUGUCGUAUGUAAACACAGCAUAAAUUACAGUUUUUCGUUGUAACAAAUCUUGUUUAUUAAACAAUUGUUAUAUUGGAUCUAUACGAACAUAUUUAGUUUUAUUAGUUUAUGUAUUAACAUAGAACUAAGUUUUUUAGAUUUGUGAUACUAAUUCUCAUAGAUAAAGAAAUAUAGAUAGAGAAAUUGUUACUUUAUGGUUCUUAAUUUUUAGUUUGAAAAAACUUUUUUAUAUAAUUCGUAACGUGAACUGGUAGAUAUUAAGAAUCUUUUAGUGUAAAAUCUGAUUAUACUUCAAUUUUUUGUUUGAAAAUACGAAUGUACAAUAUUACGUUAUCUAUGGUUAUUGAUCAAAGAAAGACGUAAAGAUAAAUAGUUUACAUGUCAAGUUAGAUACGUAUAAAUAAAUUUUUUUAGUUUAAUAGAGAAUUUUCAAAAUGAAUGUUAUAUCAGCAAUUAAAGCUUAUGUAGUAAAAAUGACAUCGGAAAGUGAACCGGGCAUGAAAGUAUUAUUAAUGGAUAAAGAAACGACAAGUGUUAUCAGUAUGGUAUAUGGACAAUCGGAAAUUCAACAGAAAGAGGUAUUUUUAUUAGAGAGAAUUGAUUCUCCAAACUUUCCUAAUUCAACAGGGCUUCGAUAUUUAAAAUGCUUAGCAUUUCUAAGACCUACGCAACAAAACAUCAGUGCUUUAUGUUCGGAACUUCGCAAUCCAAAAUACGGGGCCUAUUACAUAUAUUUCAGUAAUAUAAUAGCUAAAGCAGAUAUAAAAAUUCUGGCUGAACACGACGAACACGAAGUAGUCAAGGAAGUUCAAGAACUUUAUAUGGAUUAUUUAGCAGUAAACCCGCAUUUAUUUUCGUUAGGAUUGAGUAGUACGAUGACAAUGUUGAAUUGGAAUCCUUCUGCUUUGCAAUUAAGUGUUCAAGGGAUUAUUUCCGUAUUAUUAUCGUUAAAAAAAUGUCCGAUUAUACGUUAUCAAGCAAAUUCGAAUGUAUGUAAAGAUUUGGGUACUAGAAUAGACGAAGUAAUAAACAAAGAAUCUUCAUUAUUCGCUUUCAAUCAAAUAAAUAAUUCUUUACUGUUGAUAUUAGAUCGUAGAGAUGAUCCGGUUACACCUUUACUAAACCAGUGGACCUACCAAGCCAUGGUACACGAAUUAUUAACAAUAAACAAUAAUAGAGUGAAUCUAUCCAAUAUACCAGGCGUCGCGAAAGAAUUAACCGAAGUUGUGUUAUCCGUAGAACAAGAUACGUUCUAUGCUAAAAAUAUUUUUCUAAAUUACGGCGAAAUCGGCACUAACAUAAAACAAUUGAUGGAUCAUUUUCAGGCGAAAGCCAAAAGUCACCAAAAAAUCGAAACUAUCGCCGAUAUGAAAAAUUUCGUCGAAUCGUAUCCUCAAUUUAAAAAAUUAUCCGGAAACGUGACUAAACACGUGACUGUAAUUGGCGAACUUAGCGCUAUGGUGAAUAGACACAAUUUAUUAGACGUUUCUGAAAUAGAACAAGAACUGUCGUCCCAAAAUAACGAUCAUCACGCACAUCUUCAAAGUAUUAAAAAAUUGUUAACGAACGAUAAAAUCAGAGAUACCGACGCCGCCAAAUUAGUAAUGCUUUACGCUUUGAGAUAUCAGAAUCACAGUAACAACGAUGUAACAGGUCUGAUAGAGCUGCUUAAAAAAAGAAACGUCUCUGAUAGAUUAUUAAAAAAUAUUGUAAAUAUAUUAGAAUACGCCGGUUCACAUGCUAGACAAAGUGAUUUAUUUAACGUAGAAAACGCCGUCAAGAUAACCAAAAGAUUUAUAAAAGGCUUAAGUGGAGUGGAUAACGUUUAUACCCAACACAAACCGCUUCUACACGAAACUCUAGAAGAUUUAAUUAAAGGUAAAUUAAAAGAGCAAAUGUACCCCUAUUUGGGUAGCCACGGAGCUAACGGACGACCGCAGGAUAUAAUUAUUUUCAUAAUCGGAGGGGCUACUUACGAAGAAUCUUUAACCGUACAUUCCAUCAAUAAAAAUUAUCCGAGUUUCAACGUUUUAUUAGGUGGUACUACCAUUCAUAAUUCGUCUAGUUUUUUAAACGAAGUCGAACAAGCGACGAAAAACUGCGCUAGAAGACAUACAAGAAAUAUUCGUAAUAUACAUUUCGAUUGAAUAUAUUUUUUUUUACAUUCCCUAUAUCUAUAUCCAAAGAUGUAUAUGUGUAAUUAUUUAUUUACUUUUGUUAUAUUAUUAAAUAUAUUUGUUGUUACUAUAUAAUCAUUACAAACCUAUUUAUACA